Molecule: messenger RNA, 782 nt
Organism: Cuscuta europaea
Lineage: Eukaryota; Viridiplantae; Streptophyta; Magnoliopsida; Solanales; Convolvulaceae
Source: the annotation of a GenBank genome assembly
GCUGAUGCUGGUUGUUGGGUAUGGCAGUGGGGUUGGUCAUUGGACGGUGGCGGUGGCAGGAUGAAGUGGUGGCUGCGACUGUGUAGGGGAGGGCGGUGGGGAGGGCGUAUGUGUCGGGCGGCGGCGGCGGUAGGCACUGGGUGAGAUGGCAGUCACUUGUUUUGAGAUGCUGGGGCGUGAGGAUCGGAGAGGGCAGUCUACUGGAGAUGGAGGUAGCAGUGGGAUAGUGGUGCAGGUAGAGUGGCCGCGGUGUGGGAUGUGCACUGUUUUGUUGGAAAAAGUCGCCGCAAUAAUAUCCGGCGAUCACAAUGACACGUUUCAUGGCGGCAGUGACACAGAUUGUGGAGACAGUGACACAACGGGAUGCAAUAGUGACACGGAUGGUGGCAAUAGUGACACGGGCGGUGGCCCAGUGACACGGGCGGUACGCGGUAGUCACAGUGACAUCGAUGGUUGUGAUAGUGAUAUUCGAUAGUGACAUUAAAUUUGAUCAGUGACAUUAAAAUAUGGUAAUGACAUGAAUAUGACUUUUUUAGUCACAUUUUUGUCUAAAUGUAAAAGAGGUCACAUUUUAGGAAAUCAGACUUAAUUUAGUAAUAUUCAAGGAAUAACCCCUAACUAUUUUAGCUACACUUUCAUACAAUUUUAGAGUUUUUUGGAAAAUAUUACUCCCUCUGUAUCACUUUAGUUGUCUCACUUUCCUUUUUUGAUGUAUCAAAUUAAUUGUUUCAUUUUUCUUUUUGUAAAGAAACUCACUCAAAAGGCAAAUACAAUACCGUUAC